AUGGAUGAUACUACCACUGUUGCCGCGAAUUCCUCUGCACCGAAUGGUGGGAGCGAAAAUGAAACCUUACUACAGAAUAUGGUGGAUUUCCUUGGUGUGAUGUAUGGUAAUAAAAAAAUUCUUCAGAAGGAGAAAAAAACGCCCAAUGCCACACACACUGACCAGGUUGAAGAGAGCACGAAACGCUGUUUGAGCAAGCGAGCAAAUAUAUAUAAAAAGUCCCUUGGAGCCCUGCAGCCUUUCUUUGAUUCCACAGAAAAAAUUCCACCUCAAGAGGUAUCGGUCGCAAAAGAGAUGAAGCGGUCAAAGAGCGCAGGCGAGAACGACUACGUUGGGCGAUUAUUAAAUCAUCUUGUGCGGACAUACUCCACGCAAAUGGACCUUGAUGAUGGCGUCGUCGCGGGUGGUGAGGGGCGGAAGAAUUCUAUUAUCAACGGCGACGAGAAGCGAGCGUCCAACGGAUUCCUUUCUUCGGGAAACAUCUCGAAAAAAAACAUUGAUAUGUUAAAUUUUGUAAACCAGACUUUGGAUGGCUUCUUGAGACCUAAUGCCCGACAGCGAUCGGCGGUUUCUAUGCUGUCCGAACUUGAGAUGGACACCAACUUUUCGCGAUUGCUUUCUUUCCAUACUCACAGUAAUUUGCAAAAUAAUAUUGAUGAUCUUGAUAAGACAACUGAACCUUUAAAGCCUAAGUUUAUUGGGGAGCAGGCGAUCUUUAAAUCCAUCCGAUCUUUCACAAAAAGCAAAUCGAACAACCUCCCUGCAUGUCAAUCACUCGCAAAGGAAAUACUCCAGUCAAACUUACCAAGCAUCCGAAGGGGGAUCUCGACGGUAGGCAAAUCGGCCUGCCGGGCUUUGCAAAGUCUAACGUUGGAUUCUAAACAGCUGAACAAAUUACGUCGUAGUGUUUCCUGGAAUAACUCCUCGGAGGAUAAAAAGACAAGAAGCCUUUCAUCCCUGAAUGGCGUCGAUCUUUGCGUGUCUAUGAAUGAACUGAUGAACCAGGAGGAGCUCAGUCGGAAUAUCUUUCUUGCCCUGGAGCAGCAGCUACGAGACUACAUUAUAUCCGCCUACGGCAUCAAAAAGAAGUAG
Molecule: messenger RNA, 1092 nt
Organism: Phytomonas sp. Hart1
Lineage: Eukaryota; Euglenozoa; Kinetoplastea; Trypanosomatida; Trypanosomatidae
Source: the annotation of a GenBank genome assembly